This is a messenger RNA of Capsella rubella, 634 nucleotides long. RefSeq lists its product as uncharacterized. The transcript has 2 exons. The record is from RefSeq and is a predicted model, not a curated record. Bases 22 to 432 code for a protein of 136 amino acids. NCBI's taxonomy places the organism in Eukaryota, Viridiplantae, Streptophyta, Magnoliopsida, Brassicales, Brassicaceae.
AGAGAAGAAAAUAAGAAGGGAAUGGCGAGAGUCUUCGUCUCUAUCCCAAUGCAACCCACACAAACAAUCUUCUCCGCAUCUUCUUCUCAGCCGCCGGCGAACAAAUUUUUCGAUGGAAUAGGAGGAGGAGCUGCGGGAUUAACUCUUACCCGGAGAAUCAGAGACAGUUCUGUGGUGACGCGAGCAGGCCCGAGUACGAGUAGCUACUUGCUCGCCUUCGCCAUUCCUGCUACUCUUAUCGCUGCCACUGUCUUUACUUCUAUCAAAAUUGCUGAUAAGCUCGACGAAGAUUUCCUUGAGGAUAUUGCGUUGAACCAAGCGAUGAAAGCAGCAGAGAAUGGAGAGAAUGGUGAACGAGACAUGUCACUGGACGAUGUGAUUCAAGAACCUGUGCUUCAACGAACACGGAACCGGCCUAAACGUGAAGUUUAAUAUACACACACACACAUAAACAUCUUGUUAAGAUUCUUCAGUGAUCUUGUGACUCUGUAAUACAUCUUGUAUUUUCUAUAAGGAUGUAACGUAAGCUUGUAGCCUUCCUAGCGCCAUCUAUAGUUGUAGUUCCUGGUAAACAUUAUUGUUUGAUCAUAUGUAAAAAAUGAAAAAAACUGCUGCUUAUUGCAUUUUUUGAGCA